GCCUAUCCUGAGAGGGAGGGAGGAGGGGACAUACCAAUACAAGAACUCUGAUCCACAGAGUAAUGAGUUAAAGGUGGAUACUGAGGGGCUGAUUCUUCCGACACUUGAGACUUUGAGGACUAUAAUUUGAUAACUCUGCCUCAACUCUGGACAUGUUACUCAUAUUUUAGAGCGGCUGCCUAGUCAUUGACAGAAACCCUGGUGGAGUGUUUUGUUUUUUGGAAACCACAGGAGACAUCCUCUGUCAAACAGUGGUCAUUUCUGCUGAAAGAGGCAACAUGUCACGGGAGGUGAAGCCAGAGAUUGUGUCGCUGUGUCCUCUCGGCAUACCAGCCGCCCCAGAGCCUGAGCUGUUGUGUAUCUAUGGGACGGGGGACUUGGGUCGUUCACUGGGCCUGCGUCUGCUCCAGUCUGGCUACAGGGUGGCAUACGGGAGCCGCAGACCUCACAGCUGUGGCCCGUUGCCUCAGGGAGCUCAGGUGAUGAGCCAUGAGGCAGCAGCCCAGUCAGCAGGUCUGGUCUUUCUUUGUAUUCACAGAGAGCACUAUGGAUUCCUGGAGUCUCUCGCACCCCAGCUCAAUGGGAAGGUGCUGGUGGACGUCAGCAACAACCUCAAGAAGAAUCUAUAUCCGGAGGCCAACGCUGAGUACCUGCAGAGGCUGAUCCCUGGAGCUCAUGUGGUGAAAGGUUUUAACACUUUGUCUGCCUGGGCUCUGCAGAACGGACCGUCAGAUGCCAACAGACAGGUUUACCUGUGUGGAAACAGUGCUGAGGCAAAGCAGGCAGUGGAAGAGAUAGCCACCAAACUGGGCUUCACAGUUCUGGAUAGAGGGUCUCUGUCUACAGCCAGAGAACUGGAGGACUUCCCCCUGCAGCUGUUCCCUGAGUGGAGGCUGCCUCUGCGCGUGACCGUCGGCCUCUCUGCCUUCUUCUUCUUCUACGUGCUCACCGGAGACGUCAUCUACGCAAAAGUUGUUAAUGGGAAAGACAUCUCUUUUCGAAUCAUGGUGUCCCUGGCCAACAAGGUGUUUCCCAUUGUGUCGCUCAUCAUGUUGACUUUGUGUUACCUUCCUGGCAUCAUAGCUGCCAUCCUUCAGCUCUACAGAGGAACCAAAUACAAGCGUUUCCCUGACUGGCUGGAUCGCUGGAUGCUGUGCAGAAAACAGCUGGGACUAAUAGCACUUGGCUUGGCCUUUCUACAUGUGCUCUACACCCUCAUCAUCCCUAUCAGAUAUUAUGUGAGAUUCAAGAUUGGUGAAGCUAUCAUCUCACGGAGCAAGGAGAACACAACAAGAGAGUUGGACACCACCACGGCCUGGCGUACAGACUCCUACUACUCUAUGGGGAUUCUGGGGUUCGCUGUUUAUCUUCUGCUGGGAAUAACGUCUCUGCCCUCCGUCAGCAAUGCUCUCAGCUGGAGGGAGUUCAGCUUCGUACAGUCAAAGCUGGGCUACCUCACGCUCUUCUUCUGUACCCUUCACACCUACCUGUAUGGCUGGAGCAGGUUCCUUCAACCCUCGUCCUACAAAUGGUUCACUCCUCCUGGCUACAUGCUCAGCCUGGUGUUACCGUCUGUGGUGUUGGUGCUCAAGCUGUUGCUCCUGCUGCCCUGCGUGGACCGCAGCCUUACACGCAUUCGACAGGGCUGGGAGAGGAGCGACCCGGAGAAUGACAGCAAGAAAUCUCUGCUCACAUAGGACUAUCACUAAGAAAACACAGACACAAAGACACCGCAGUGACAUAACCUCCAAGAGCUCACUUAUCAAGUCACCAUAGCCUGUUAUUAUGCAUGUCGUAGAUCUGAUACUAUACAGUAAUGCUAAUGUUCUGCGAUCUGUUGUUAAAAAAUCCAACAGACAAACUAGUUUUGUUUAUUUAAUGUGUGAUACGAUAGCAUUGUGUGAUGUUUCAUGAUUCAUUCAAACACCUUGGACCUACACGUGUAGAACCACAGACAUGUUGAAGCAAGUCUUUUACAUGCCUUAUACAUAUAUCCUUUCAUUGCAGUGACUCAUUCAACAUCAGUAGCAGCAGUUUGGCCAUGUCUGAGUUAUAUAUGUGAGCUUCUCAACAACAUUUAGCUACACUAUACUCUGGCUUAUGUUUAUUGGAUUAUAUUUUUUUUAUUUGGUUCGCACUACAGUACCGUGAAAUGUUCUUCAAAAUAAACUUCACUGGGACUGAG
This is a messenger RNA of Paralichthys olivaceus (Japanese flounder), 2185 nucleotides long. Its product is annotated as metalloreductase STEAP4. Gene Ontology annotation, biological process: copper ion import. The record is from RefSeq and is a predicted model, not a curated record. Gene Ontology annotation, cellular component: endosome; plasma membrane. Gene Ontology annotation, molecular function: cupric reductase (NADH) activity; ferric-chelate reductase (NADPH) activity. NCBI's taxonomy places the organism in Eukaryota, Metazoa, Chordata, Actinopteri, Pleuronectiformes, Paralichthyidae.